Molecule: messenger RNA, 5372 nt
Organism: Crotalus tigris (Tiger rattlesnake)
Lineage: Eukaryota; Metazoa; Chordata; Lepidosauria; Squamata; Viperidae
Product: UDP-glucuronosyltransferase 2A1-like
Exons: 5
Coding region: 942-5039 (1365 amino acids)
Molecular function (GO): UDP-glycosyltransferase activity
Source: RefSeq, a predicted model, not a curated record
UAUUUCUUUUUACAAAAAUAAGACCAAGAGUAAGUAUGGUCUAUUCAUUUUGAUGGGGAGCGGGUGGAGCCUGAGGUGAUUCCCAGAAACAGGCAUUCAACCAAGAGGACUGCUGACCUGCAUUUGAAAAUGAACCUAAUCCUGUCCUCAAGAUCAGAAGAUCAUUCCUUUAACACUCCCCGGAAUCUGAGGGCCAAAGGUUCAUCUGAGUCCUCCAGGGUAUCCUACCUUCAGUAUAAUUUUUUUGCCCAUCAAUGUCUGUAGCCUUAGCAUUCUUUUGUACAUCACAAGUGUUGCUACCUUGAAUGAAAAAUAUUGAUCCAUUGAACCGCUGCAAACGCAUGAGGCGUUACUCUCAGCCUCCCACCCCUCAAAAAGUUUAAGGCUAAGUUACUGAAGACGUCCAAGAGCGCCGUCCCCUGCCUUCGAACAAGGCCUGGGUGUGGUGUGGUGUGGGUGUGCGUAUGCGUGAGUAUCUGGCUGAAUGCUAGCGCGAUGGCAGCUUCUGCCCUGCUUCGCGCCCAGUUAAGUCAACCCGCCUUCCGGCUUUUCCGUCCGCCCUGCCCAACAGCUAGUCCUCUAGAGGCGCUGGGAAGGAGUUUAACGAAGGGAAGUAUGCUUCGGCGAAGUGCACAUUCUCUCAGGAGUUAUAUGACAUAUGAGCAGACUUUGGAGGGGCUCGCCGAGAAGCUACGGUCGUCCGGAUGUCCACCGGGAGGAGGACGGCGGCGGCUGUAAGGCCUUGGGAGAGAAUCCCGGACUCGUGAUGUAAAAAAGCCUCCCGUGACGUCGGAGCUGCUGUCGUGAAGCGCCGUGUCUUGGUGAGCCAGGCGCUAUGCUUGGGACGCUCAGUGCCGGGCCCGGAGAAAGCCAGCAAUCCGCACCUUUCUGCUGCUGCCGUGUUACCAACUACAUGCGGGAAUACAGCGAGUGUUGAAAGCAUGGGGAAGAAUAAAGGCAGUUGGAGAAAAUUUUUCUGUUGUGCUGUUCCACCAGAAACUCAGUCCUCAACAUGCAUUAAUAUUAUUGGGCCUGAUCACUUCAAAUCUUCAGAGUUGUCCGAACCGGACCUGGAGCUAGACCACAAUGAGGAGGAAGAUGAUUUAUAUAUUGAAGCUGAGGUACAGACAUCUAAAGUAGAAAUUCCAGAAGGAAAUCGGUGGCGGUGGUCACGACUACAUAAAGAAGUUGAGUUGCAAACUUCCAUUAUUUCAGUACCCAUUGUAGAAGCAGAGUCACCCUCUGAGGCUGAUGUUCAGAUCCAGACUUCAUUUUCAAGCUUACCUACAGAAGUUGAUGCUCAUGCACAAACGUCAUGUGUCUCCCUGCGGAGCCCAACCCCAGUUGAUACUGAUGCCCAAAUCCAAGCUUCAUUUGCAGAAUUAAGAAGACUCUGUGAGGUUGAAGCUCAUUUGCAAAGAUCGCUGCUGUCUUUAUCAGAAGAAAAGAAAAUCCAGGUGCAAACAUCGCUGCUGUCAUUAUUUGGAGAAAAGGAGGCCCAGGUGCAAACAUCGCUGCUAUCUUUACCAGAAGAAAAGGAGGCCCAGGUGCAAACAUCGCUGUUGUCGUUACCAGAAAGAAUGGAGGCCCAGGUGCAAACAUCAUUAUCAUCACUACCUGAAGAAAAGGAAGUUGAGGUGCAAACCUCAUUUAUUUCUUUACCAGAUAGGGAGCCUGCAGAAUCUUUGAAAGAGUGUAUCCAGACUCAACCUUUGUAUCUAGAAUUGUUAGAGAAGAUUGCUUCUUUGCCAAUAUUAGUUGAGACUAAAGUGCAGACUUCACCUACUGAUUUGCACAUUCCUUCACAGACAGACAUGCAAGUACAGACUUCAUUUUCAGACAUGUCAGAAAAGGAGGAUGUGUCCUCUAUUGAGAAUGAGUUCCAGAGUAAGCUGUCAUUUUCCCAGUCAUCACUGGCGGAACCGAGCAACUUAUACCCUACAUAUGUUAAUGCUGAAGUGCAGACUUUACCUGUGGAAGCACCUUCUGGGAAUGAUUGGCGUGCUGCUCGAUUGAAUGCUGAGGCCCAGGUUCAGACCUCAUUUACUUCAGUAAUAGAGUCAUCGGAAAUCCAGGUACAGCCAUCAGAGCCUGAAUUAGAAAAAGAAGAGUUGGGGGCUCCUCUGCUCAUAGAAAAGAAAUCUCUCCCAUUUCAACUGACUGAAGCUUCUGCACAAACAUCUGACUCUUUGAUCCAGCAGUGGGACAAGUGGCAUUUAUUACAUCCACAAGCUAGUGCAGAGGUCCAAACAUCAACUGUUGAAUUGUUAAAGAAGCUUCCUUUGCUAUCACAGAUUGAGGCCAUGGAACCACUUUCUCAUGCUGAAUUUCUAAAGAAAAUUUCUUCACUGUUGGUGGCUGAACCCCAGUUGCAACAGUCAAGUCAUGAAUUAAUGCGGAAGGCUUCUUCUUGGUCAGAUAUUGAGACCCAAGACAUGACUUUCAGUGAUGAGCACUUUGAGCAGCAUCCCUUUUCAGCACAAAAGUUACCAACUUCAGAAUAUGAAUCUGCAAGAUCAUUUUCUUCCACAUCAUUCAAAAAAGAAGCUCAAGUGCAAACAUCUGAUUUAGAACUAAUGAAAAAACUCUGUUCUUUGUCACAGUCCAAACUCCAGGAGCAGUGCUCCUCUUUGUCCUUAAUUGAGGCUGAAAAUGAAAACCAAGAGAUUACAGAAGGAAAGGAGUACCUUAUUACACCACAAGUAAUAGAAGCUCAGAUCCGCAAGUGGUAUCAUGAGCUUCCAGAAGUUCAAACAUCAGCUUCUCAGACUCCUUUCCAAAGAGACCAUCUUUGGUCUCCAGCUGUUGAUUGUGAGGUACAAACAUCAUAUGUUGAAAUACCAUUUGGAAAUAAAUGGCGGGCAUCACACCUGCAAGCUGAAACUGAAACUCAGACUGCAGAACUUGAAUUGACUACAGAGGAAAUAGAAUCUCCUUCUCCAAAGCAAUCUGAACCUCGGAGACAAGCCUCCUUGCUUGAAAUAUGGAAAGCAAGAGACUUAGCUGAUGCCCAAGAACAUGCUUCAGUAUCAGAUUCAUCAAAGACAGUGGAAUCGCCUCCUCCAUUAGUAGUUGAUAGUGAAGCUCAAACAUCACUGUUUGACAUCUGGAAAGUAAAAGAACAAAUGGAUGUUCAGGUGCAAACUUCUGCAAGUGAAUUCUCAAAGCAAGGAAUUACAUCUCCUGCUGCAGACAAAUUAGCUCAGACCUCUUUUAUUGAUAUAUGGAAAGCCAAAGAAUUGGUUAACAUGCAGCAGCAGACAUCUGAAAAUAAGUUAGAGGAGGCAAAAGUGGAGCAUUCUCACAAGUUGAAAGCUGAUUUUGAAAUGCAGACAUCUUUGACAGAUAUAUGGAAGAAAAAAGAACAAUUGGACACCCAGGCACAAACUUCCUUUGCUGAUAAACUAGAGGAAAAGGAAGAACCUUCUCUUGUAUCUCACACUGAUGGUGUACAAGUGCAAACAUCAGAUGCUGACUUUCCUUCACAUUUGUAUACUGACUUUCAGCAGCAGACUUCACUUGAACUAGAAGAGUCAGCUCAACCAUCACAAAUGAAUAUCCUGCCACAAGCCUCUCUACUUGACUUAUGGAAAGCAAAAGAAGAGUCUCAUCUAGUGUCACAAGCAGAUGCUCAGAUGCAGACCUCAGAUGCUGAGAUGCCUCAGGAGGAUCUGUGGCAUCCACCUCAUAAGUAUGCUGAUUUUCAGCAACAGACUUCACUUGAACUAGAAGAGGCAAAAAUUGAAGCACCACAAAUGGACACCCAAAUACAAACCUCUCUCCUUGACAUAUGGAAAAGAAAGGAACUGAAUCAUGCCCAGCUACAAACAUCUUGGAUUGAUUUGCCAGGAUCCACAGAAAAAAACCCUUUCCCCUCUGAAUCUGAGAUCCCAGUUCACUCAUCCCUGGUUGUAAAGGCAGAAUCUCCUCCUGCAGGCCAAGUCAUAACCCAGGUGCAAACCUCCUCCCUCGAUAUAUGGAAGACAAAAAAUCUAACAGACACUGAAAUUCAAACUUCCCUAUCCUAUUUGCCACCAACUACUGAGAUAUUUCCUGUCUCACAACAGACUGAAAGCUCAAAGCUAUCAUCUGCUCCUGAAAUAUUGAGGGUGACAGAGUCAGUGGAAGAUCAAAUAAAACCCACUAUGACUGAAUUUCCAGGUAUCAAUGCUCAAGUCUUCCUGACUGAUAUGCAUGUUCCAGAGGAUCUUCCAAAUGCCCAGAAACAAUCUCCUGGGAGCCCUCUACUAAGUUCCCCAUCAUUCAUAGAUGUGUCAUCCACCCGAUCUCAUAUGGAUGCAUCUCGUGCUCUUUCACACAGAGAGGUGUCUUCUCCUCUAUCGCACAUGGUGUUGCCUCUUGCUCCAUCAUACAUGGAGAUAUCUCCAGCUCCUUUGAGUACUAAAGUGUCUCCUGCACCUUUGAGCAUUGAAGAGUUUCCUGCUGUGUCACACAUAACUGAGUCUCCCUUUCUUCCAUGCAAAACUGAGUCUCAGGUUCCAUCACGAAUUUCCAGUCCAAGGAGACCAUCAACUCCUGCAUCAGGAUAUACAAAAACUGAGACUUUCCGCCUAGAACACAGUAGGGCUCUGGUGCAAAAAUCAUUGCUCGAAUUAUGGACCAUGAGAGAGGAAGCAGUGCUCCAAAUGCAAAAUACCAAUUUUGGCCUGUCCUUUGAGGAAAAUUUGAGAUUAUUUCCAAAACUAGUAGAGAGUCCAGUGGAAUUUCCAGAUGUUAAAAUACAAGAUGAGGAAACACUAGAUCAAAUUUCCAGAGUGGAAAGGAAAUCAAAAACUCCUCUAUUUACUGAAGCUCAAGUUCAGACUUCAUAUGUCGACAUACCACGGGGAAAGAAAUGGCGUUCGUCUCGCAUAUGUACAGAGGCACAGGUGCAAACCUCUUCACAUGAAAUCCGUGCGAAAGACAGGAUUCCAGCUGUACGUGAUCAUAUAGUAGCCAAAAGCAGAGUGCCUAAAGGACCAAGGCGAGCAGCACCACUGUCUGUGCACUUACACAUAAAGAUGGCGCCAAAGCAUUGACCUAACAGUGAAAAAAAAUAAUGAAUACUUGAAUUUAAAGAAAUAAAAGAUUACAAAAUACCACAAACAUAAGCAGUGAUUACAUCUGUAGGCAAUGUGCAAGUUUACAUUUUUGAGAUGCAUGUGAAGAAACAAGGAUGUUUGAUUUUUUUAAAUUUGAUAUUUGGUGAUCGAUAUGAAUCAGUGAAAUAAAACUGUCAGUAGAAAAACGGAGUAGCAUAGCAAUCUCUGGUUUCCUGCUGACUGCUUUUAUGGCCCACUUUAUACAGGAGACAGUGCAGGGCUGUCAUUUGAUUGGUUCUCAAUAUGUUUUACAAACACCUCAUUUAAGAA